AUGUAUCUGCUACUGCUUGCAAAUACAGGACUUGUUGUAUUUACAUUUGUAAUUGUACAGAACUUAAACGACUUAUUUUUGCGAAGGAGCCGCUCUUCGAGAGGCGUGGAGACAAAGCUCAAAGUUCAGUGGAUUAUUUUGCUCACAGCCAUGAUUUUCCACAUUGCAUUUCUUAUGCCAGGCGUAGCCACAAACAUCGACAAACUCCUAAGUAUAGAUUUAAUACUGCUGAUGAUAGUUGGAAUAUUUAUAUUACAGGUAAGUGAAAGUAUUAAUUUUAGAUUGCCAAGCUUGUUAUCAUAUACUCAAUACAUCCAGAUCUAUUUGGAUCGCAGCACAGAAGAAAUAUCCAGGAACACAUCGACAAAACAGAAAGAAUGUCCGAAUAUGCAUUCUAACACAGCUAUAGGUAAUAAAGAGUGCACGCAAACAACCACAGCGAUGUAUGUAAAACUAAUUGCAUACAUAAUAAGUAGUAAAAACGGUAUACAAGAGUUUAUUGUGCAAAUUAAACAAGGGCAUAGUCAGGCCUGUAUCUUGUCAUCGAUUCUACUUUUCAUUUUGGAUAGGAUGCUACGAUACCUUGUGUUGUCACACACCACACCGCUUAUCGAGUUCAUUCCCAUCUCUCGCACAAGAUACCUGAUCUUUUUGCCGAUGUUCAUCCUGUACCUUUCCUCUUUGAUGCCAAAGUCUUCUAAGACAGGUCUUGAAGGUGAUGAAUGUGUACCUGACUUUAGAAAGUUGGCGGUCAUCAGAACAAAAAUAAAUCAUUUAUUUAUACUUUGUGUUUCAGGUGUAUAG
This is a messenger RNA of Ordospora colligata OC4, 804 nucleotides long. RefSeq lists its product as uncharacterized. The coding region runs from base 1 to 804 and encodes 267 amino acids. The record is from RefSeq and is a predicted model, not a curated record. Lineage: Eukaryota; Fungi; Microsporidia; Ordosporidae. The transcript has a single exon.